AAAGUAUAGAAUCAUUACCAAGCAGGACCUCGAGGAGAGUGGACGCUUUCUCGCCCGUAGUUCUCCGCUCGACGCAAGUACACUAGUUGCAGGAGAGUUAGUUCGGUCGAGUCAGUUCGCUCUUCGAUACUUUAUCAAAGUUUUUAUUCUCGUGCUCUCGCGCAUCGAAGACGAGCCAAGAAAUCAUUGCGAGUAUACAGUGUGUGCGUACGUGAUUUUGGAAGGAAAUUAGAUCGUUGUCGAAAAUUUCGAGUUUACGAAUUUUUGGCAUCUCUAGAUAUAAAUAUAAACAACGUGCGUCGCUGUAUAGAGAUAAACUGUGAUUUUUCUUCUCUGUACGUUACGGUACAGCGCAAUAAGAAUUUUACAAUAGCCCGGUGUGAAGUGACAGUUGUGACGAACCGCAAGUUAUACUUCUGUUGUUUUUCGCCGAACGCUCGUACAUACAUACUGACACUUAUUUGAAUAAAUUGUGUGCAACGACAACAACGCUCCACCGAACGUGCCAUCGAUCUUUGCCCAGGACAAUCGGACUUUGAAAAUUUCGCUCUCGUGACUCUAAAGAACUUUUCUUCUAAAGAACCAAGAGUAUCCACGAGCAAAUCACUGACUUCGUGAUUCGAGCAAUAUAAAAGUUCAGCUAUCGUGAUUGGAGAAGCGUGGCCAUCAAGGCAGAACCUAUGGAAAGUGAUCCAUACGAGGAUCCACCCUACAGGAGAUUCCGCAGGUGAUUUUCCGGACACGCAGCCUAACUGGUGCGAUCGCGUAGUCAGCGGUAAACACGGAAGCAGCGCGUAACUUGCCAACCACGUGCUGCGCGCCGCCGCGAUCAUCCCCGCGAAACGACACGUGCUUCAACGAAGCACGCUGCUAGGCGAUUUUUCUCGCCGAACAGCUAGAUUGAACAAUCAAGCUUGGGACGGAACAGCGAAACUUAGUUCGCGUAGAGUAGCUUAGAGGACAUUGAACUCGGACUCUCCAAGAGUACGAGUGACUUUUUAUACAUUUUGUACACACGCGCGGUACGUUCUCGCGUCUGUUGAGAAAUUGACCAAGUCAAGGAAAACAAAAACAACAACAAAAAUCAACAAUGGCUAUCCCAUUUGCGCUGCCGUCGGACGAGGACGCCGAGGACCAGAGUCAGCAGCAGCUGGAGCAGCUCAUGCUGGACUUGUACGCAGCGCUGCAACAGGUCCUGCGUGCCAGAAAUUCUCAGCAUCCAUCCAGAAAUCAUCGACUGCCAAGACGCUCGGCCGACAUGUCGGGUACGCGUGAUCAUCCAAUGCUGCUCGUAGACUCGGACCUUUCGCGCCUGCCGCUGCCGGACCUCGUUCUCUCAGCCGUGGAGCAGCUGCCAGCACCACCACCACAGGUGACAGUCUCGGCGCCAAGCAGCCCGACCCGCGACGCCGCCUUCCAGUUCCCCGAGUGCAGUGGCGCGUCCGCAGCGAUGAUGAUGCCAGUGCCCAGUCCCCGGCCAAAACCCCGUCGACGCAGGCUCACUUCCGAGGGAUCACUGCCCGAGAAGGCCCAGCUGCCUCAGCGACUGGACUCGUGCACCGGAGGACGCGGCACCUGCUGCGCUCACCACCUCGCCGCAAGUCUCGAUGAGAGGGAGUGGGCGACUGUCGGCGCCAACCUCAGGAACAUCGCCGACGACUUUCACGCCUCCAAGACCAAGGACGCAGAGGUGGAGAAGUCGAGACUGCCCUUCAUCGGCUCGUCGUUCUCCUCGUCGACGAGCGGCCUCGGCUCGAGCGGCCUCGGCAGCAGUCCCUCCGGCUCGACAGACAGCAUUCUGUCGCUGCUGAUGCCAGCUCCCCUGCGCGAGACCCUCUGGACGACGCUUGCCCUCUAUCUGGGAUGGCGGCUGGUCUCGCGCCUGCGAUAGAAGCAGCCAGCCAUAGCCGAGGAUGGCCAGACCUGUUCUUCUCCGCUUCUUCUCUCUCCGCUCGCUGCUGCUGACAACGCAGCUGCAGCGGCCGACUGACGACGAGAGCUGCCGCUCUGCUGUUGAUGCCGAUCGGGGCCCUCGGGUGCGCAGACCCCGGGCCAGACAGAGGCCCGGCGAGAUGAGGCUUCGAUACUUAAAAUGCUGACCCACGACGACGACGAAGACAACGAUGGAAGAGGUUUUGUGCCGCGCCGAUUAUCGCCGCGAUAAAAAAGGAAGCACUGCGAGAGCAGGCUUCUUCUUCCGGAUUUUGUCUUUUUACUUUUUGACCAUGCUGUUGUAUUGUAAAUAUACGCGCCCCUCGACCGCGCGUAUCCAUCGUCUGAGAUGACACACGGCGUCCGAUUUUUCGGGCUUCACCGCGCGAGGCCACUCCUCGGAUUAUUGUCGCAGCGGAAUCGGUUUUCGCACCUUUUUUGUUUGGAAAAUUCGAUUCCGUUGCAGUUGAUGAUUUGUUUGCUAAACUUUUGAUCGACGGUAUUGCUCGUCGUUGUCGUUGUAUUGUACGGGGAGUGACCAUCGAAGUGGGUUGUAAAUUAUUUUGCUGAAAAUAAUAUUGGAUGAGAAAUUUCGUUCUCGGUGUCGGUUUUCACGACAAAGAGCGGACAGUCGGAAUUCUCGGACGAUGACGCGCGCGAUGCUCGGCCAUGGCGUGCCAUCUUUUUGCGCGAUCUUGUAGACGUAUAGUCGAGGCGAAAGAGCGAGAACUACCAAGCAGAUCUCGCUCUCGCUCUCUGUGUUUUCUACGUUGUUACUUUUUGGAGCCCAACAAGCGAAACGAUACGAUAUAUGUACGCACAUAUUGCACGACGACCGAUCGGACCGGAAGAGGGAGAGGUGUUUUUUCUUCAGGGUUUAUAUCACUUUCGAGAUGCGACAGGAGUAUAUUAUAUGAACACAGAAAACAAACGAAAACAAAAGCAAAAACAGAGCGGAGGGGGGUGAAGGAGAGCUAAGGACGAGAUCCAAAGAGGACUUAAACCCAAUAAUCAAACGAUGAUCUCAUUAUGGAUAAACAAAGAGAAUUAAAUAAAGUAGUGUGAUGAUUGUAAGGAGAGCAGGUUAAGAGAAGGACGCAAAGUACACGACGAAUUGUUAGAAUGGCGGCUCGAAGUGUGGCAAA
Messenger RNA from Nasonia vitripennis (jewel wasp), 3077 nucleotides. RefSeq lists its product as uncharacterized. Lineage: Eukaryota; Metazoa; Arthropoda; Insecta; Hymenoptera; Pteromalidae. The transcript has 3 exons. The coding region runs from base 1091 to 1891 and encodes 266 amino acids. The record is from RefSeq and is a predicted model, not a curated record.